AUGGAAGACGCUGCCACCCAGAUCACAGAAGACGAGAUGGCUGUUGCGAGGAUGUUAGAUGGGUCUGUUGGGAUUAUGACCCUCGCUGCCAUGACUGGGAUUGGAACCGGUGCGAGUGCCCUUCGAAAGACCAUCGCUGUCACCCAGACCAUUGGCACGACCACGGGCGUUGCCGAUGUGAUCGGGACUGGUGGUGCGAUAAUCAUAAUCCUCACUGUGACUGGGAUUGGAGAAGUUGUACAUGCAAAAGACAUUAGGUUUUGA
Molecule: messenger RNA, 264 nt
Organism: Aspergillus fumigatus Af293
Lineage: Eukaryota; Fungi; Ascomycota; Eurotiomycetes; Eurotiales; Aspergillaceae
Source: RefSeq, a predicted model, not a curated record